CUUUCUUAAGGUGUAGAGCUGUCUUAGUAGAGUUGUAGAGCUCCAUGCUCAAAUAGUUUCUUGUACUGGGAUCCCUGAUUAUCUGGAUAUCAUCCCAGUACAAUGUAUAUAUUAGUUGGUGUAAAGUAUUGGUUAAGUUGGUGUGAAGUAUUGGUCAAUGUAUAUAUUAGUGGUGACAAUGAUGUAAAGUAUUGGUUACGUUGCUGGGCAAAUUUAUCUAAAUUAAAUAAUGUGCCCUUUAGUAAACGUGAUGGGAUUAACCACUAUGAUUGGUUAUAAACUCACUUUGACUUCUGAGAAUUUUUGAAAGUUUGGACAUCAAAUCUAUGACAGGAGAAGCAAGAGAACAGACAGAGGCAUGGAGAUACUUUUACAGAGAUGUCAUGCCGUUCACCGCAAUGGUCGCGGUGGAGUGUGUCGCGGUUGGAUCUAACACACUGUUCAAGGCUGCGACAUUGAACGGAUUGAGCUUCUAUGUCUUUAUCUUCUACACUUAUGUUGGUGCUACACUUGUUCUUCUUCCACUUUCCCUCAUCUUUGGAAGGUCAAAAAGAUUACCUUCACCCAAGACCCCUGUCUUCUUCAAAAUUUUCUUACUUGCGCUUGUCGGGUUUAUGUCGAUGAUAGCUGGUUGUAAAGGUAUAGAAUAUAGUUCUCCAACUCUUGCUUCUGCUAUCAGCAACCUCACACCAGCUUUCACAUUCACGCUUGCUGUUAUCUUCAGGAUGGAACAAGUAGUCUUAAGGAGCUCUGCGACUCAGGCUAAAAUCAUUGGCACGAUAGUAUCAAUAUCUGGUGCUUUGGUUGUUGUUCUUUAUAAAGGCCCUAAAGUUCUAACUGCAGCAUCUCUUACACCUCCAUCACCUACCAUUUCGCUUUACCAGCAUUUGACUUCGUUCGAUUCGAGUUGGAUAAUUGGAGGGCUCUUGCUCGCUACACAGUAUUUACUUGUUUCAGUCUGGUAUAUUCUUCAGACACGGGUCAUGGAGUUAUACCCUGAAGAAAUAACUGUAGUAUUCUUGUACACUUUAUGCGCAACACUAAUCUCGGCACCAGUAUGUCUAUUUGUGGAAAAAGACUUGACUUCUUUUAUGCUUAAACCAGGUCUCUCCCUUGCUGCAGUCAUGUACUCGGGAGGCGUAACUUCAUCAUUGGGUACAGUUAUACACACAUGGGGUCUGCAUCUGAAAGGUCCAGUCUACAUAUCCUUGUUCAAGCCAUUGUCUAUUGUCAUAGCCGUAGCUAUGGGUGUUGUAUUCCUUGGCGAUGCACUAUACCUUGGGAGUGUCAUUGGAUCAAUGAUUUUGAGCUUAGGAUUCUACACUGUGAUUUGGGGAAAGGCAAGAGAGGAUGCAAUCAUAACGGUGAAUCGUUCUGAGCAGUUGCCUUUGUUGCUUACACACCAAGCCUCAUCAUAAAAUGUGACUGAUGCAAGUGGAAUCUGUUUAUAAAUAUGGAGCCAUUCAGAGAUGGGAAUGGUCCCCAUUGAUGUUAACGUAUACAUAUCUUACAUUGUACAUAUAAUAAUUAUAAGGAUUCGUGUACUAUUUCACGGAUAUAUAUGGAUAUUUUCUUUAGAGGAAGACGACUGAUAUUGCCAUAUUAUUAUUACC
Molecule: messenger RNA, 1613 nt
Organism: Camelina sativa (false flax)
Lineage: Eukaryota; Viridiplantae; Streptophyta; Magnoliopsida; Brassicales; Brassicaceae
Product: WAT1-related protein At5g40230-like
Cellular component (GO): membrane
Molecular function (GO): transmembrane transporter activity
Source: RefSeq, a predicted model, not a curated record